AAGCAUUCAAUAAGGGCCCUCAACUUCCCAUCAGCUCCGCUCUUGCAAGACCGUACUUACAAUACACACAUAACCUCUUUCAAAUCACAUUUAUAAUGGCUGGUGGUCGUUACCCUUAUCCUAAGCACGUCUGGUCACCUUCUGGUGGUUGGUGGACUCAGCCCGCUAACUGGAAGUCGAACACCGUUGUUGCUGUCGGUAUCGCUGGCACCAUUGUCGCUGCUGCCUGGAAGUACUCUGCUGAAAACGAGGAGCGUCAUUCUCGCCCAACUGGAUGGAUUCCUUCUCAAUUGUGGGCUAAGGAGUUCAAAGAUGGCGAGGUCUACGGAAAGAAGUGAAGGAAACACCCGGAGAUUUGGCACUAUAAGCGAAUGGAGGACAAUUUGACGCACGAGCAGUAAUAGCUGUAUAGACACAAAC
This is a messenger RNA of Lobosporangium transversale, 420 nucleotides long. RefSeq lists its product as hypothetical. The transcript has 4 exons. Lineage: Eukaryota; Fungi; Mortierellomycota; Mortierellomycetes; Mortierellales; Mortierellaceae. The coding region runs from base 96 to 338 and encodes 80 amino acids. The record is from RefSeq and is a predicted model, not a curated record.